GACGACGACAACAACAACAACAAUAACGACGAGAACGACGGCGACGUUUCGGCAACAAGCCGACGGUACCGCAACGGAUUGCGAAAAUCAGCGUGACGUUGAAGCGAACGUGUAUUAUCGUUCCUUUUUUUUGGGAACUAGACACCGAGCUAGACCGAGUCUGGAAUUUGACUACAGGAUCGAAGGAUGCUGGCCCGCUGUCUAAUCUUCGCAGGUGCAGCUGCUGUAGUAACGUCCGCGGGCGGGCACGGCUUCGACGCGCACUUACGCGGUCCCAGUUUUAUGCAGGAGCCGCCGUCGAGGAUCGAGUUCUCGAAUUCAAGCGGCGCCUGGUUGGACUGCACGGCUUCCGGAAGUCCGCCGCCCAAUAUCGACUGGUCCACUGCGGACGGGCAUCCGGUGAACGAUGUGUCCGGCGUACGGAGAGUGCUCAGAAAUGGUACUCUGGUGCUGUUGCCGUUUCCGGCCGCGGCCUAUCGGCAGGAUGUUCAUAGCGCCGCGUACAGAUGCGUGGCGAGCAACUCGGUCGGUCGAGUGCUCAGCCGCGACGUGCAAGUCAGAGCAGUGGUGGCUCAGGCGUAUAAAGUCGAUGUGGAGGUGACGGGGGGUGCAUCAAGGGGAUGCACUGCAAUAUUACGAUGCAUCAUACCCAGCUACGUCAAAGAUUUGGUGCGGGUCGUAUCCUGGCUACACGAGCCUUCAUCCUACAUAUAUCCUUCGCUACAAGGAGACGGCAAGUUCCACCUGCUUCCCACGGGAGAGCUUCUAGUGCACAGUCUUGAGUUCAGCGACCAGCUGAACGGCUACAGAUGCCGCACGAUGCACCGUCUCACGAGACAAGUGGUCGUUAGUUCUAUGGCCAACAUUAGGAUAGCAGAUCAUAGAGGCGUAAUGCCUCCCGUUAUACUUGAAAAUUCCGGCGUCGUUCACGUCGCUCAGGAUGAAUCGACGUCGUUAGUCUGCGUGGCGCAGGCUUGUCCCUCGCCUGAAUACCGGUGGUACGCGCAAACAGGUGCAGAACCGAUGCUCGUACUAUCCGGACCCAGAACCAGACUGCUCGGUUCUGUACUAGCCAUUGAGGCAGUAACGUUGGAGGAUAGUGGCGUGUAUCGUUGUUCUGUUUCGAAUUCUGGUGGCGAAACAAGCGCUGAAAUCAGGUUAAUCGUGACAGCGCCUCUUCACGUGGAAGUAACGCCACCUUUACUCAGCGUUCACUUAGGAGGUAACGCCGAGUUCAGAUGCGAAGUCGGCACGCAUCCGCAGGCCGGACCUCACUUUAUCACGUGGUACAAAGACGGCCGACAACUUCCAGGAACAGGAAGGCAAUCGGAAUUGUUGAAGCUCAACGGGAUCGGAAGGGAGGAUCGUGGCAUGUAUCAGUGCAUUGUAAGAAGAUCAGAAGGCGAUACGGCUCAGGCAUCGGCGGAACUUCAACUAGGUGACGCUCCGCCCGUGCUUCUGUACUCGUUCAUCGAACAGACCCUCCAGCCGGGACCCGCUGUAUCCUUGAAGUGCUCCGCCGCGGGAAAUCCUACACCUCAGGUAUCAUGGGCGUUGGACGGUUUUCCGUUACCAACUAAUGGAAGAUUCGUAAUUGGUCAAUAUGUGACGGUGCACGGCGACGUCAUUUCCCACGUGAACAUAAGCCAUGUUAUGGUUGAGGACGGAGGCGAAUAUUCCUGCACGGCUGAAAAUCGUGCGGGAAAAGUGACACAUGCUGCGCGACUGAAUGUUUACGGCCUUCCGUACAUACGUCUGAUUCCUAAAGUGACUGCCGUCGCUGGCGAGACUCUCCGUUUGAAGUGUCCUGUGGCCGGAUAUCCGAUCGAAGAGAUCAAAUGGGAAAGAGCGAAUCGCGAGUUACCAGACGAUCUGCGUCAGAAAGUACUUUCGGACGGCACGUUGGUUAUCGAAAGCGUGCAAAAGAAGGGCGACGCCGGCGUGUACACGUGCUGGGCGAGAAACAAACAGGGUCACAGCGCCAGAAGAUCCGGCGACGUCGCAGUGAUCGUUCCCCCCAAAAUUAGCCCGUUCACCGCAGAUCGCGACCUGCAUCUCGGCGAGCGCACCACCCUCACGUGCUCCGUAACAAGGGGCGAUCUGCCGUUGUCCAUCACGUGGCUUAAGGACGGACGUUCGAUGGGACCGUCGGAACGCGUCACUGUCACCAAUAUGGACCAGUUCAAUAGCAUACUGAUGAUUGAAAGUUUAUCUCCAGAUCACAACGGCAACUACUCGUGCGUGGCCCGUAACGUGGCCGCAGAGGUAUCGCACACGCAGCGGCUUGUGGUUCAUGUACCCCCUAUUAUUGAGCCAUUUACGUUCCAAGAGGGACUAUCCGAGGGGAUGCGGACGCGGACGGUGUGCGGGGUCGCGGCGGGAGAUCCACCCUUAACCAUAUCCUGGCUAAAAGACGGCCAAAGUCCCUUUCCUUUGCCGCCGAAUCUGGCCUCCGUUGCAAACGUCUCCCAACUGGAUCCUUACUCGAGCCUUCUCAGUAUAACGAACCUCGCGGCCGAGCACUCCGGCGACUAUACCUGCGUCGCCGCGAACCCCGCCGCCGAGGUCAGGUACACGGCCAAGCUACAGGUAAAAGUGCCGCCCAGAUGGAUCGUCGAGCCGACCGACGUGAGCGUCGAGAGGAAUCGCCACGUCGCGCUGCAUUGCCAAGCGCAGGGCGUCCCGACGCCGACGAUUGUUUGGAAAAAAGCUACCGGAAGCAAAGCCGGUGAUUAUGAGGAGUUGCGCGAACGAACGUACACGAAAAUCCUUAGCAAUGGCACUUUGUUGCUGCAACACGUGAAAGAGGAUAGAGAGGGCUAUUAUCUGUGUCAUGCGAGCAAUGGCAUAGGAAGCGGUUUAGGAAAAGUCGUGCAAUUGAAGGUCAAUUCGUCUCCGUAUUUCGCGGCACCGUCGCGGCUCGUAACCGUGAAGAAAGGCGACACGGCAACGUUGCACUGCGAAGUACACGGCGAUAAGCCGGUUACCGUUACUUGGCUGAAAGGCGGCAAGAGCGAGUUGAAUCCUUCGACGAAUUACCGCGUCGCGGUGAAGCAGGAAGUAACGCCGGAUGGUGUCAUCGCGCAAUUGCAAAUCUCGUCGGCGGAAGCGGCGGAUAGCGGCGCGUACUUUUGUCAGGCGAACAACCUUUACGGUCGUGAUCAGCAGCUGGUGCAACUCCUCGUACAAGAGCCGCCACAACCGCCGAAUGCCCUAGAAACCGCCAUGGUAGCGAGUCGCAGCAUUAACGUUAAGUGGCAACAUAAGUCGCAAGACACCAGCGAAGUUACUAAGUACAUUCUUCAGUAUAAAGAGGGCGAAGGCGGAAUAUGGCAGCAGCAAGAAUUUACCGGGCCACCUUUACCGUACGCGGCGCUAAUUGACGAAUUGAAACCCGCCACUAGAUAUACGAUUCGCAUAAUAGCGGAAGGUCCGGCGGGCCGAUCUGUUCCUUCGACAGAACUAAUUGUCAAGACUGAACCACAAAGACCGGCCGGUCCGCCGAUGAAUCUCGCCGCCAGAGCUCUUUCCUCGUCUGAGAUUCUCGUCACCUGGUCACCACCGUUGCCGGAACUUCGUCACGGUGACAUACAAGGUUUCAACGUGGGUUACAGAGAAACGAGCUCGAACAAUCCGUCGUACAACUUUACCUCCGUGUCGGGUGACGGAGAGGAGGGCGGCGGGGAGCUUCGACUUACAGGUCUUAGGCCCUACACCAGAUACACUCUUGUCGUUCAAGCUUACAAUCAAGUUGGACCGGGGCCUAUAUGCGAGCCGUUGCUGACACAAACAUUGGAAGAUGUUCCAAGCGCUCCGCCGGACGACGUGAGAUGCGCAGCGCUCACUUCUCAGUCUCUGCAAGUGUCCUGGCAACCUCCGCCUAACACACACAGCAACGGCAUUAUUCAAGGCUAUAAAUUAAAUUACGAACCGAUUCUAGCGGACGCCUGGCGAGGGGUGGAUGAAAUGGAGGUUCGGAAAACAAGCGCUUUAACAACAGUUCUGACUGGGCUCAGGCGGUACACUAAUUACACCAUCCAGGUGUUGGCUUAUACCAGAAUUGGUGAUGGAGUGUCUUCCGCAACGAUUUACUGCCAGACUGAGGAAGACGUACCAGGUAGUCCUGCUGAUAUCAAAGUCGUCGUAAGUUCGCCGCAAGCUCUGUUCAUCUCGUGGUUACCACCGCUCGAACCGAACGGAAUCAUUACGAAAUACAACCUUUACACAAGAGUCGUUGACGGACGCGAGGAGCUCAAUCACGGCAAGAAAUCGUUGCCGGCUACGAGUAUGCACUUCGAAGCGAUUGAUUUGCAGCAACACGUCGAGUAUCAAUUCUGGGUAACCGCUAGCACCCGAGUUGGUGAAGGUCAAAGUUCGAGAGUGGCGGCGCAGGUGCCGACUAAUCGAGUGCCGGCCAGAAUCUGGUCUUUCGGCGGACAUGUAGUACGCCCGUGGCGAGGUUCAGCCACUUUGGAAUGCAACGCAGUCGGACAUCCAACGAGAGAAUGGUACAAGGGCGCCACGGAACAGAUACGCAGCGAUUCCGCCAAGAACGUGCAAAUUCUGCCGACUGGAGAACUCGUGUUGUCGAAUCUUCAGUCGCAAGAUAGCGGAAAUUACACAUGCCAAGUGGAAAAUUCGCAGGGCAGCGACAAGCUUCAUUACACCCUCACGGUGCAAGUUCCACCUAGCGCACCCGUAUUAUACGUAACUAGUUCCACAUCAAGCAGUGUGUUAUUGCAUUGGAAAUCCGAGAAUAACGGCGGCGCGCCGUUGACGGGAUACACAUUGUAUUAUCGAACUACUCACGGCACCCUCGAUGAGUUACAAUUAUCUCGCCACGCUACCAGCCACGAACUGAAGGGAUUAUUGUGCGGAAAUACGUACCAGUUGUAUUUGACUUCGCACAACAAAAUCGGCAGCAGUCCGUCGUCUCCGGUGCUCUCGGUUCGAACUCAGGGUCAAGCACCGGGAAUUCCACCGGCUUCUUUUCUCACUCCGAAUUCUACCACUUUAGUGUUGCGACUGCAUGUCUGGCCCGACAACGGAUGUCCCAUAAGAUAUUUCGUUAUUCAGUACAGACCGGCGAACGAAUUUCAUUGGACUUUAGUAUCGAACAACGUCAAGAUGCAACGACGAUUCGUCGUGACGAACUUGACGCCGAGUACCGUCUAUCAGCUCAAAGUCGAAGCUCACAACGUGGCCGGCAGUAAUCAAGCGGAGUUUACGUUUGUGACGUUGACGAAAGAAGGUGAACCACCACAUCCAGGAUUGUCGAAACGCGGAAUGACAUCGGUUAUGCCGUUUUACGCGGACAUUAAAGUGAUGCUACCGUUGAUAGUGGCUACUGUCGGGUUGGUCAUCGCGGUGGUAAUUGUUGCUUUUCGUUGGAGGAUCAGAUAUAUAGGAGGUCACGUGCAACGACCGAUGAAGGAGUCUCAGGAGAAUCAGCAGAAUGCCGAGACUCAGCGAGAGCGUUACUACGCCACGAUACACAAGGUGGCCCUUCAACAAGCGGCGAACACGGGCGGAGGACCCGACAAGAUUCCAGAGACAGCGGAGGACAUUUCGCCGUACGCUACGUUCCAGCUUUCGGAGGGUGGCGGGGGAAGCCUGGCAGGAUUGGGCGCUUUGGGCGGACUGGGAGGCGCGGCGGAGGCCACGGCAGCCGGUCUUCAUCCGAACAACACUCUCCUUCACAGCUUCAUGUAUCACGAGCACGCCAUGACCGAAGGAUGCGCGAGUCCUCCACCGGCGGCGACGAGCAUGAAGAGCGUUUCGUCGAGAAGACGACAGCAGAGAAAGCAGCAAACUCCGGGCGAUGUCGAGAGCGACGAGAGCGAGUCUGACCCGGACCAACUGAUAAGUUCGCGCACAGAAUCGUCGAAUCAACUGGACGCUGGCAAAUUAAAACAUAUUCGCGCGGUUUCGGACUUUAUCUAUCACGGCACGUCGAGCACCUCUUCGGACAUUUCUCCCAUGUCCGAACAGAAGUCACUGCCACGAAGAGGAAGAUCCAGAUGGCAUGUUCCCAGCAGGAGCUCUCUGCGUACGCUAUUGCCACCGAUCUCGGUCGCGGAGACCGCGUUUGUCGGCGGGAAUCAAGGGGCGGUUGUGCCCACGCCGGGGAACGGAGACCGGCCAGAGCUCAGCGAGGCCGAGUGCGACAUUGACUCCCUGAAGAAGCUGAAACUGGGCCUGAGGAGCUCUCUGUGGUCGCGGCCGAGCACUCAGAAUAAUCCAUCCUCGGAUUACUCCAUCGCCGUCUAAUCGGUCCAUCCUCCCCUUCCCGUUCCUUCUUCCAAUCCCGCGUGGUCAUCAAUUCUUUACGGUAAUAAAGACCUCCUCCUCUUCUCUUAUCUUUACUUUCAUUGGGCCAAAGAUUAGAUAUAAAUGGAUUUUUUUCUCUUUCGUGUCUCGUUGGAAGAUUCCCUCGUGGGUACUCGUCUAGGUGCCAAUCGACCGCCACGCGGGCACGUUUCUAUUGACGGUAGAUAAAUUGCAUUCUAUUUGUAAACGGCGAUCAAUAAGGAGAGAUGUGUAUAAAAAUAAAAAUUCGUGGAGAGAGAGAUUCGAGUUAACGAAGAUAAGCAUAUACAGAAGAACAGAAACGGAGUUUUGGAAAAAAAAAAAAUAA
Pseudomyrmex gracilis is the source of this 6637-nucleotide messenger RNA. It is a transcript of the gene Dscam2, whose product is annotated as Down syndrome cell adhesion molecule-like protein Dscam2. Lineage: Eukaryota; Metazoa; Arthropoda; Insecta; Hymenoptera; Formicidae. The record is from RefSeq and is a predicted model, not a curated record. Gene Ontology annotation, molecular function: protein binding. Bases 187 to 6270 code for a protein of 2027 amino acids. Gene Ontology annotation, biological process: cell-cell adhesion. The transcript is spliced from 31 exons.